Messenger RNA from Pelodiscus sinensis (Chinese soft-shelled turtle), 3547 nucleotides. RefSeq names its product brain expressed associated with NEDD4 1 (gene BEAN1). NCBI's taxonomy places the organism in Eukaryota, Metazoa, Chordata, Testudines, Trionychidae. Gene Ontology annotation, molecular function: protein binding. The record is from RefSeq and is a predicted model, not a curated record.
CGCAGCGGCGGCUGCCCGGGCACUGCGGAGAGCUGCGCUGGCCGCCCGGCAGGACCGCGGCUCCCCGCUGCCUGGCGCCGCCCCCUGCCCCCGCACGCGGGAUGACAGCGAUGGCCCCCGGCCAUUGGGAGGGACCCGCCGCCUGCUGGCCCCUGCCGGGCUGAGGUCAGUCCCGUCCCCCCCCCGGACUCCAUGGGCGCCUGGUCCCGCCCGGUGCUGCUGCUGCUCCGGCCCGCCCGAGCGGAGAAGGCGGCGGGGAACGUCAGCGCCUAGGAGCCGCGCUCGCCUCUUCCCCCGCCGCCCAUGAGCCGCCUGGGAGCCCCGCCAGCUGCCGCCGCGGCGCAUGGAGAGCGCGGCUGCCUGUGUGUGCUCCGUUCUUUUCUUACAUCUUCCUCUCAUCUAUGGAACCUCCAUCCACAUUGGAAUAGGCAGCAAUUAUUCCAAUCUCUAUGAACAAAGCAUUCUGCCCUGUAAAAAAGAAGAACUACAGUGUGGCAACGGACUCUGCCUCCUGAACUGGCUGCGCUGUCACUACAAGAAGGACUGUGGCAGAGACUACAUGUCAAUCAAACUAACAUGCUCAAAAGUUCACUCAAACCAGAGCAGCCCUAUCAAUGAGUUUCCUGGCUACAGCGAAAACAGCAAUGAUACCAGCUUGCUUGUCUCUCCUCUCCUGGUAGCUGGAGUAGUGAUCGGACUGGUGCUGUUUCUGUCCUGUGUCACAAUCAUUAUUGGCAGCCUGCGAAAGGAUGGACGUCUAAGACACCCACACCUGAGGAGAAAUGCUAAUUACGCUCCAGAUGGUUUCUCCUAUGGUGACUCCAUUGGAGAACUGAGAUCCACCUGCACAGAGGAGUUCCCACCAGCUUUUGACUUCGGUUCCUACAUGGAGACUCUCUCUCAGGUCAAUGUCAUGUAUCCUGACUCCCCUCCACGUUACGAUGAGUGCAUUGGGCCUGGAGCAACACAAAUCUAUAUUCCUACAGAUGAUCCUCCACCCUAUUCUCUGACAGACCCUUGUCAAAGGAAUGAAUUGUCUACAAACAUCAGGUUGGAAGAGGAGGCAGCAUCUGGGACUACAGGAAGGUGUUCUAAUUAUCCAGUCAGACUGCAGGACUUGCAGCAGCCUAUCUCAUCAAUUUCUUUGACAGCACUCACUCUGGAGGCUGCCCCUCCAUAUGAGACGGUUGUGUGUGAACAAAAUAGCCCCAUUCCGCUGAUUCCAAUGGAUGUACUGAAAAAUUCUUCAACUGACUGUCAAACUCUUCCCAACCAAAUAAUCUAAAUGCAAGUGGCUCGUCUCACCCACACUUUAGGAGCCUAUCAGGAUGAGAAAAUGGGAUUUAAAGGGAAGCAUAAAACCCAUAAAACUGUUACCUAUUUUAUAUCUUUAAAUAAGGCUGAAUUUUUUUUAAACAGUGACUUUUGAAAGUUUAGGUAAACUUUUAUCUUUGGGCUUUGAAUUAUUCCCUGGUGUCUCACAUACACAACUGCAGAAUAAAACAACAGCAACAAGCAGUGCAUCCAACCUUUCUGAAGCAUCUGAAAACACAUUGAAAUCAGUCACUGUUAAUGUAGAUACAUGUUAGCCAAUUGACAUUAUUUGUCGAUUUUAUGGUAUUUGCAUGUUAUAGAGCAAAAAGAGGAAGAAGAGUUUUUUGUUGUUUAUAUCUGGUACAUUAUACCAAAUGUCUUAGAGAUAAGAAAAAAUCUAUAAUUUAUAAAGCAUUUUUAUUUAUAUAUUUCAGAUAGGCUGAAUAGUAUCUGGAAAAUGUGGUUAGCACAACUACCCAUCUAUUGGAAGGUGAUGAAAGAAGGUAUUUUGCUAAUCUUAACCUUUACAUACCUUGGCUAGCUACAAUGGUUUUGAUGCCAUUUCAAAAAACACCAAUCCCAACUCAAAAGAAAAAAGGAGUGCUAGAAUUGUCAAUGGAGUCUCAGAAAUGCUAAUUGUUUAGAGACAUAGCAAUGGGUUUCCAGAAUUGCCAGGUAAUGAAGAAGGCCUAUGAAAGUCUUCCUAGACACUCUGGCUAGCAGGGCUGAUACCUGUAAGAAUUCUGUCACAGCAUGGUGACUUGCCAUAGCCAUGGCUGGAAAGGUAUUUUGAAAUAUUAGCAGGUAGGUUAGGCCUGGUUCUCAUGGAACAAAGUUGCAUUUUCAGGCAUUAGCUAGUUGUCUCUCUCAGUGAUGAGCCUACAGUAUAUACAAAGGAUCAUGACCUCUCCCUUCGGGUAAAUUGCCAAAGUGCAAAGUAAAUAAUAGAUGCCAGGACUUGGCAUGCACAAUGACAUCGUUAAUCUUAUUUAAAAAAACCCUUUAAUCAUUCACAAUAUCUUUCACUGCAGUUUAGCCUUCCAUAAAUCUUACAUCUGUUCUUAGAUCUCUACCACUCAUAUUUCAGAGAUAAAUUGAUUCAAUCUACCAAUAGCAACAGAGGAGAACUCUGUAGAUCUCAAGACUUGACCUUAUAUGGGAUGGUGAGCAUACACCCUCUGUGUUGAUACCCUUUGAGGUCCAGAUCCUUAACUGGUAUAAAUCAAUGUAGCCCCUUUGAAACGAAUGGAUCUGGCCCAUUUUGUUAUAUCUUUGGCAAAAGUUCUUCAAUUUUCACAUGGGCAAAGACUUCAGCUUAAUAUCCCUGCUGAAGGACAAGUAUGUAAUUAUGGAAAGAGGUACAUGCCUUAUCAUUGCUUUAUGUUUUCUUCCAGGUCAUUGAUGAAAAUAAUAAUUCCCCAUUUAGUUACGUUCUGAGACUUUAUCAGUUGACCAGUGUAAUUCAUUUAAGAUGUGCCAUGUUAAUUUUAUAUUAUUCUAGAUUUUUAAUCAAAAUAUCAUGCCAUCCUAACUCAAAUGCCAUACAGAAGUCUUAAGUAUAUUACACCAACACCAUUACCUCUGUCAUCCAAACUUGUAAGAUAUCAAAUUAAUUUACCAGGAUCUGUUUUCCAUAAACCUAUGUAGAACUGCAUUCAUUUCAUUCCCCGCCUUUCAUUCCUUACAAAUCCAUCACUGACCAUUUUUAAAUCAAGACUGGAUGUUUUGCUAGAGGAUUUGCAAUAGGAAUUUGGGGGAGGGGGAAUGCCAGGGCCUGUGAUAAAGAGAAUGUCAGUCUGGAUGAGUGAAACAGCCCUUCUGGCUUUAGAAUCUAUGAAUUGAGUAAGACCUGAUCCCCAUAAGUAGCCCUGCUGGAAUCAUUGGGACUACAUGCAGAGUCAGAUGCUAAUCAAUCAAGGGUGACAGAAUCUGACCCAUAAAUAUUAGAAAGUAAAUGAGAAUUUAAAAAAUUAUUUCCUUUGUAACUAUAAAACUGUGAUGAUGGAGGGUGGGUCUCUUGAAUCAGAGCACUUUGCAACUCACAAGAUCGGAGACCCAAUCUGUUGUUGGGAACAUUCAGUUAAGAAAGUACUUUUUAAGUAUUAUUUUUAACCUGACAGUGUCCCUUUAAUUUAUUUAAUUCCCCUCCAUUAAUUUUCCACAUAUAGUGAAGGACUUCAGGGGCUUUCCCCCCCAAAAAAAAUCUCAUUUUGUGGUGAGAAUGGCAGAUUUG